Oryza sativa Japonica Group (Japanese rice) is the source of this 1265-nucleotide messenger RNA. RefSeq lists its product as uncharacterized. Lineage: Eukaryota; Viridiplantae; Streptophyta; Magnoliopsida; Poales; Poaceae. The record is from RefSeq and is a predicted model, not a curated record.
GGCAUAACGACACAAGGAACGAGGUUCGUCGCCGCCGCCACUCCACCCCAUAAACCCUAACCGAUCGAGGGGGCGCAGCCAGUGACGGGAAGUCCACCGCCGCGCCACGCCUCGUCGUCGACACCGUCGCUGCUGCAACCGCAUCACCGCCAUCGGAACCGAGCACAUCGUCGCCGCCGUCCACGUCAAGCCCGCGACGACAACGACGAUGGCCGGCCGGACUUCCUCUUCCUCAACAACGACUGGCAAUUCGGUUGAUGAUGAUGCUAUUGCUGAUGAUGAUGUAUGGGAUGAUGUUUCGGAUUCUCCUGGUCAUGGAUCCACAUUAGACAGAGAGUGGGUUCACAGGCAGAACCAGUUUCAUAAGAUGGGAUACAGGGAUGGUAUAGCAGAAGGACAGAAGGACAUCGCCCAAGAGGGGUUCAAUGUUGGGUUUGGGCAAUCUGUGCAUGUUGGCUAUAAGUGGGGUCUUGUUCGUGGGAUUACCAGUGCAUUAGCUAGUCUCCCUGACAGCUUGAAAGAAAAAUUGUUGCCCAAUGUCCAGUGCAGAGGACAACUCCAAGAACUGAAUAAUUCUGUGCAAGAAAUUUCAGCAGAAGACGCACUUCAGAUGUUUCAUGAGAGCAUUCUUCAGAGUAGCCAUUCAUCAGAGGAACCAGAUGCAACAUUAUAGAGAGCUACAGAUUCCAGUAGGUUGCAAAGCCUCUCAAAGGAUCUUGUGAUUUUGUUGCAUGAAUGCUCAGAUGUGAAAGUUAGCGAAGAACUGAGAGGAGGUUCAUAAACAAGUUGGCGGAAUUGUGAGCACUACCAACCCUAUGUCUGGCCUAGUUGCUACUUGCGUCGAAUUUCAGUUUGCUGAACAUCGAGGAAGAUGGUGAUUCAGGGGUGUUGUUGGAGAUGGAAGCGAUUCAAUUCCUUGAUCUCACAACCAUGAUUUGCUGUUUCGAACUCAAAAGGCUUAAGCCUCAAAGACCAAGAAAUUAAUAAGAAUGUAAUUGUAAAUCUUGUAACUAAGAUUUCACUGAUCAUAUAAGCCUUUCCUUUUCCUGCUAGAUAUAACCGGUUUCGUAUCUGUAACUCGCAGCAUGCACACACACACACACACGCAUUUCAUUAGAACUUUGGCAGCUGCUAAGAUGAUAACUUCCUGAAUAUCUUCUGCAGAAAGUCUGGUGUAUGACAGUUGCAUUGUAACUUUGCAUCUUCUGGUUCCAGGAAGUGUACUCACUUUUUUAUCAAUUGAGAAGGUUCGAGCCACUCCUGAA